CAUUCACUCAUUACAUUAUCAACUCACUACACCAAAAAUGGCAUCUAAAAUAGCCAUACCACUUAUUUUUCUAGCCGUGGUCUACCUAGCCGGAACAACGAUCGCCACUGGCGCCAAACCGAGCUUCAUCAAGUCGUCUUGUGCCACCGUUAGGUACCCCGUCAUAUGCGUAAAGUCACUUUCCCCUUUCGCUAAAACGAUCCAAAACAGCCCGGCCCAAUUAGCCCACACCGCGUUGGCAGUAAGCCUCAAACAAUCCCAGUCCACCCAAGACUACUUCAACAAGCUGAAGAGGUUCAAAGGGUUGAAGCCACGUGAACUGUCCGCCAUCAAAGACUGUUUGGAAGUAGUGAGUGAUAGUUUGGACCGGGUAAGCAAAUCCAUCAAGGAGCUCAAGACUUGUGAACGGGCCAAGGGUCAGCAGUUCCUUUGGCAUAUGAGUAAUGUCCAGACAUGGGUUAGCUCUGCACUGACUGAUGAGAACACGUGUACGGAUGGGUUCGGCGGUCGGGCCAUGGAGGGUCGGAUUAAAACUUCGGUUCGGGCUCAGAUCGCUAGUGUUGCACAUGUUACUAGCAAUGCUCUAGCACUUGUUAACAACUUUGCCAAGAAGCAUUAGUUGAUGAUAGGUGGACCCCAGUGUACCACUCUUGUAAUGAACCUUUUUGUUUUAAAAACUAGUAGGUUUGCUAACUCAAUCGUGUUGAGUCGAGUCAGGUCAGUUUAAAUAUUACGACUAUAAAACAUGUAUAAAUACGAUAAGUAUAUUUUGUUGGGUUUGAUAAUUAAUAAAGUUUUGUUGAGUUUAAAUAAUUAAUAAAGUUUUGAUUUGUUUA
This is a messenger RNA of Helianthus annuus (common sunflower), 836 nucleotides long. Its product is annotated as 21 kDa protein. Lineage: Eukaryota; Viridiplantae; Streptophyta; Magnoliopsida; Asterales; Asteraceae. The transcript has a single exon. Gene Ontology annotation, biological process: negative regulation of catalytic activity. Gene Ontology annotation, molecular function: enzyme inhibitor activity. The coding region runs from base 38 to 619 and encodes 193 amino acids. The record is from RefSeq and is a predicted model, not a curated record.